Messenger RNA from Camponotus floridanus (Florida carpenter ant), 2585 nucleotides. RefSeq names its product conserved oligomeric Golgi complex subunit 7 (gene Cog7). Lineage: Eukaryota; Metazoa; Arthropoda; Insecta; Hymenoptera; Formicidae. The record is from RefSeq and is a predicted model, not a curated record. Gene Ontology annotation, cellular component: COG complex. Gene Ontology annotation, biological process: Golgi organization; retrograde vesicle-mediated transport, Golgi to endoplasmic reticulum; intracellular protein transport. The transcript has 11 exons. Bases 190 to 2397 code for a protein of 735 amino acids.
GCCGACGAUAACGACGCGAGCGACCGAGUGGGAAAUAAAGACUGACCUUGGCGCGGUGCGGGAGGCCGGUGUUCCAGGAUCGUCUCGUCCAAAUCCGCGCGACGUCCGUCGGCGGUGAGGUGCCAACGUCGGAAUACUGGCCGGGAUAUAACGCGAUUCUCUCUCGGUCCUCGUCUCUCUCUCCUUGCCAUGGACGUCUCCGCGUUCUCCGAGGACAGCUUCGACGUGAAGGAAUGGAUCAAUCGGACCUUCAAGUCCGCUGAGGCGCAGGAGAACAAGGACGCUUUUGUCUCAUCAUUGGUGAUGAAGUUGCAAUUGUACGUACAACAAGUUAAUGGUGCCUUAGAAGAGACUAGUCAAUCAGUUCUGUCCAGCUUACCGAGAAUUUUAAGAGACACUCAACUCCUGCAGCAAGAAACAUUAGCAUUACGAGAGAAAAUGGUUGCUGUCAAACAAGAGAUUGCCAAGGUUGAGAAAGAUACAGCCUCUUCCAUGGCAAUGCUGGAGAAGAUUGAUAGGAUAAAAACAGAGUUACAAACUGCUAAACAAGGAUUACACGAGGCUGACAAUUGGACUGUAUUAGCAAACGAUAUGGAAGAGGUCUUUGAAUCUGGUGAUAUUGAAGCUAUAUCAAACAAAUUGUUCAGCAUGCAAAAAUCUUUAGUUAUGCUCGCGAAUGUAGUCGAUUAUGAAGAUAAAAAGCUGCAAUUGGAAGGCUUGAAAAAUCGUCUCGAGGCGAUAGCCAGUCCACGAUUAGUCCAAGCCUUUACCGCUGCCAAUUUAGAGCAAUCCAAAACUUACGUGGACAUUUUUAGCAAGAUGGAACGUCUGCCUCAGCUCCUUAAAUAUUAUCACAAUUGCUUAAAAGUCUCUUUAGGGCAAGAAUGGAGACGUACUAUCGAGUUAGCACAAGAUGAGAAUGUUACCUAUUGGCUGCAUACGUACUAUGAUAAGUUGUUAUCUUCUUGGCAUGAACAGGUGAAAUGGUGCCACCAAGUAUUUCCCAAUACUUCGAUAGAUAUUCUCAUCGAGGUUUAUGCUGAUCUUUUGAAGAGUCUCGAUCCCGGUAUUCCAGAAUGUAUAGAGGCAGUUUUGAAACAACAUUCUAACGCGGUGCAGUUGCCCUUAUUACUUGAAUUAAAACAAAUGACGAGACAUUUUGCUGUAAAUCUGAGUGGCGCUAUCGAAACAUCGUUUCGCGGGAAAUUGCAGAAUGAAAAAUUACUGUCGCUAGCGCAAGCUAUAUAUGCGCCGUAUAUCCCUUACGUCGCAAAGUACAAAACGCUUGAAACUGCACAGCUAGAACAACAGCUCCAAUUCUUGGAUCGUUCGCAUGACGAUUUAAGUGAUAUCAUUAAUUCCCUUUCUCUUAGUAUUUCACGGAUUAUAGGAUAUGCCAAUGAAGCCAAUAAACGCUGUAAGCUCUUUACAGAAGGUUGUGGAUAUCCGGGUUUACUGCAAUCAUUAAACAUUUAUUUUAAUAAAUAUCUCGAGAAAUAUCAACAAGGGCUGAGACAACUCGAACGAAAGAAGGUGAAACAUGAAGACUGGAGCUUAUUCCAAAUGUGUCUUACUUUGAUGCAAACUAUAGGCGAUCUCUUGCAACAAGUACAACAAUUCGAGAAGUCGCUCGUGAUUGACAUUACAGAAGCUAAUAACAAAUUGCAGAGUACAAACGAUAGUGUUUUCUGUCAAUAUAAAAAAUUACUUUUAACUUCAGCAGGAUGCGCCGAUUUAGAAAAUCUCGUUACAUCUUUCCAAAGAGAAGACAAGACAAUUCUCGAUUCAAUUAUAAAAUCUAUCCAGAAACUCUGCUCUGAUUUACAUCACACGACGUACGAAGUUAUCUUUGCUCCAAUAUUCUCUCAACUGUUAUUAGUACAAAAAGCUCCAGCCUGGUCGUUGGAUGCCAACAAAAUGUCUAAUCUAAGUUCAGAUCUGCCAGAUUACAGUUUCGCACCUCAAGAAUACAUCACGCAGGUCGGACAAUAUUUAAUGACGUUACCGCAGCAUUUGGAACCGUUUUUGUUGAGAGACAAUCCGAGUCUAACGCAAGCGUUGAAGGCAGCCGACCCGCAAUAUGCUCAAGGAUUGACCGAAUCUGGUUUUACCGGUAUACUCUUGGACAUCGUUGCUCGGGGAACAUGCCAAAUGUUCCAGGAUCAGACCUUGGGUAUUUGUCAAUUGAACUCUGUUGCUUGCAAACAGCUCGCAACUGAUAUCGAUUAUCUCGGCAACGUAUUGGAGGAGCUCGGUUUGUGCUUAUCGGAAAAUCUUCAACACAUGUCCUUAUUGUUAAGAUUAUCUCCGGAGGAUUAUCAGAAUGGCAGCUCUGGAUGCAAUGCUCGUGUCGUGGCUGCAGUCAGACAAAUGCGUAACAUUACUUCUUCCGGUUGAUAUAGUUUCUCAUCUCUAAUGAGAUAUAACAUCGCAAUGUCAGAAUCCGUUCUCAAUGUAUUUCCGGCAAAAAUAUUUCUUAUACAGCUAUGAUGGAAUUAUUUGCAGUUAUAUUAUGAUGUAAAAAGAUAAUAUGUAUAGUAUUUUUUAAUAUACGCAAAUAUAAGCUUUCCUAUCUCUUGUCUCUU